ACCUGAGGAAAAUUAAAGAAAAGAAAAGAAAAAGGAAGUAAUCUUGCAACCCAUAAAUAAGAUUGCAUUCAACAUUACAAAGCAUCUGUAUCAUCUCUAAUAAAGUUCAUCCAUGGCGAACGUUGGAGGGAUUGGGAGAACACGCUCACGUAGCCGGAUAGUUGAAGACUUUGUACCUUAUUCAGGAUGGACAGAGGACGCAAAAGGCCAUUAUCUCCUCAUCGAUCUGCCUGAUUUCAAGAAGGAAGACGUAAAGAUUCAGGUAAGUGAUCAUACCCCAGGCCAGAUGACAGUCACAGGAGAAAGGAAAGUAGAUGAGGACAAAUAUAUUUAUUUUGAGAAAACCUUCGAAGUGCCAGAAAAUACAGAGGUCGAUCAGAUCACCGGACAAUUUGACGGUGAGUUUCUGCAUGUAACUGUCCCAAAGCAAGCAGUAGAAGAUGAGAGAGAUGAUGGGAUUGUGAAAGAAUACGUUGAUGGCAGUGCACAAGAAAAUGAACAUGAAGAACCACCUACCAAUGAUGACAAUUUGAGCAGAGAUGAUGAGCACCACCAAGAUGGAAACAUCCAUGGCAGCUGCCAAAGUGAAGAGGAGAAACGUCAGAGCAAGGGAAAUUCCCACAUGGGUUUUCCGGAAGAGACAAAAAAGAAAUGGGAGAUUAAUCAUGGUCACUCCAUUAUUAAUUUAAAAAGUGUUGCAAAUAUGCUUAAAAGAAAUAAGGAGAUUGUAAUAACAGCUGUAUUAGCCUUCUCUCUAGGGGUAUUGGUUUCACGUAUGUUGGAAUAAUCGGCCAUUGAUGAAGCUCUUAACCCUGCACUCUCAUUAUUAUACGUAUUUGUAAUCACAGAAUAAAAAUGCCUUCUCAAAAAUCCAAAUA
Alnus glutinosa is the source of this 878-nucleotide messenger RNA. RefSeq lists its product as uncharacterized. The transcript has 2 exons. The record is from RefSeq and is a predicted model, not a curated record. The coding region runs from base 113 to 787 and encodes 224 amino acids. Lineage: Eukaryota; Viridiplantae; Streptophyta; Magnoliopsida; Fagales; Betulaceae. Gene Ontology annotation, biological process: protein complex oligomerization; response to hydrogen peroxide; response to heat.